Molecule: messenger RNA, 399 nt
Organism: Aegilops tauschii subsp. strangulata
Lineage: Eukaryota; Viridiplantae; Streptophyta; Magnoliopsida; Poales; Poaceae
Source: RefSeq, a predicted model, not a curated record
AUGGGUGGUGCCAUGGGUGGUUACAUGAACAUGAUUGGAGGUUCCAUGAGUGGUGCAUUUGGCGGAAACAUAGGAGGUGGCUUCGGUGGCAACAUGGGAGGUGGCUUUGGCGGCAUGGGAGGUGCUUUUGGUGGCAACAUGAUGGGUGGCUUGGGAGGUGGCUAUGGCGGCAACAUGAGUGGCGUUGGAGGUGGAUAUGGCGGCAACAUGGGACGAAAUGAAGAUGGUUCCGGUGGUGCUCACGGCAACGAGAGUUCACCGCUUGUUGAGAACGUCGACAGACCUUAUUUUAAGUUCAGAGAAUCCGCCUUCACCCUUCGAAGAAAACAUGGUGGUGGUGGAGAUGAUGAUCAUACCACGGUUCACAACAUCGGUGGAGUUGAUGACCCGAAUGAGUAA